AAUAAACAUCAAGCAUGUCUGCCACCGCCGCUGCCACCGCCGCCGUCGCCGCCACGCCGAAGUGCAACUUUUUCUGGAAACCAAACGACUACUUCGGCGAGCUUAGCCAGUGGUAUAAGGCGCCCUUCGUCUGCGACGAUGACGCCUUCACCACCGUGGACGAGUUCGUGAUGUUCCAGAAGGCUAAAGUCUUCGGAGACGCGGAGAUGGCCACGAAAAUCAUCUUUGGAGCAUACGUCCACUCAUCGACGUACGCCAAUAUGGAACGGGAGGUGAAGAACUUCGACCAGGAGGUCUGGUACGAACACGCCUUCCGGACUGUCGUUCUCGCGAACUUGUGCAAGUUCACGCAGAACGAGAGACUCAGAGAGAUCUUGAUGGGCACCGGGGACAACGUUCUCAUCGAGAUUAACCCGCAGGACAAGAUCUGGGAGAUCGGCUUCUCGAGGUACGACGAGUGGCUCAAUCCCAACAGAUACGCGGCCAAGAAGACCGGCAUGGCCAUGAUGUACGCCAGAGACCUGAUCCGGGAGCGACUGGAGCGAGGAGAUGAGGAGCCGUUCGUCGCGUCGUCGGAGUUGCCCGAGAUGGACAUCGAGGCGAUCCUCAAGGACUAUCGGGCGAGAGUGCAGAAACUGCGACUCUACAAAAAGGGUCGCAUCGUUAAUCAUCAUGCCUGGAAAAAACUAAGAUGA
Messenger RNA from Chaetomium strumarium, 695 nucleotides. RefSeq lists its product as uncharacterized. The coding region runs from base 15 to 695 and encodes 226 amino acids. The record is from RefSeq and is a predicted model, not a curated record. The transcript has a single exon. NCBI's taxonomy places the organism in Eukaryota, Fungi, Ascomycota, Sordariomycetes, Sordariales, Chaetomiaceae.